AUGUACUGCACCAGACUCAGCAACUUUUUCACGCAUGUACAUCCAUCUAUACCUUUGUUCCGCCAAGAGACGCUUUUACGACGAUAUGGGUCUGGAACCUUGAGCCGGAGCCUGCUUCUCACCAUCUUUGUGGUGUCCGCGAAGAUUCUGGGCCCGCCGAAAUUCUGGACCAACGACGGCUUAGAAACCUGCGUGAGACGUCUACUGGAAGCAAAACUCAUUGACAAGGAAUGCCCUACCAAGAGGAUAUCACUGGAUAAUUUCCGUCAGGCCUGCCUGCUUGCCUUCUACGCAUUUCACCAAUACCCUGGCAAUGAAGCAUGGACGAGGAUAGGCCAGCUGACGCGCAAAGCAUAUCAGUGCGGCCUCCACCAAAUCGACAACAAUGAUCGAUUUUCGGCGUUUGAGGGCGAUUCCAUGAGCGAGGACAAGCUCGACGAGUGGAGACGGGUUUGGUGGUUCAUCUAUUGUCUUGAUUCAUACUCAAACAUCGCGGUUGCGACGCCGUCUGUCGUGGAAAACGACAGUGUGAAAACGGCCUUGGUAACCACUCCUCUAUCGAACCCAGCCGGCACCCCAAUGGAGCUUACAAAGACAAUUUUCCUUCCCACAGAAACAAGCAUGCUCUGGAAGACUACCAAGGAGAUUAUCGACGCCCCUGGCGAUUUCGCUUUCAAUAUGCACAUAGUUACAACCACACUUCUGAGGCAGGCAGCAACUAUUAAUCGCCUACAGAUGCAAAAUCCAUCCUCACGUCUACAAACACGUCUUAUGGCUCUCAAGGAUCACCUCUCUGCCGUGCGUCUAGCCCUGCCUGUGCGGUAUCUGAACCCUGGACGCAACGCUCUCAUUGACGAGUCGGGCUCUGAACACCAUACCAGACUCAUUUCCGUCCUCCACCUUCACGCUGCUAGUAUCCUGCUAUGCUUUCCUUCGGACCCGAACAGGAGCGGGCGCGAAUGGUUAAACGGCUGGCAACAGACUCUCGAGUACUGCCAGGAUAUCACGUCAAUCGUCCAACAGUGGGAUAGCCAAUAUUUCCCCAGCGUCGACCCAGCCGUUUGCUUUAUUAUUUCAGGCACGCUGAUAAUUUUGCAUUUGCAUUGCUGUUUGGAUUCGUCGCCGGGCUUGCAGAUGAAGCUGCUGACGUACAAGGAUGUGCUUCUGCUCUUCCUGGAGCAAUUCGCAUCGGUAUGGAGCCUGCCCCGAUUCCUCAUAAUGGCAUUCAAGAAAUUCUCACAGCUGGUGUUCGCACCGUUGUCGCCGGAUGAUGUGGAGCGUAUUCUCAGACAAUUUGAAGGGCACUUACAUCCAAGAUGGCUUAAUUUUCUUUCCCUUACCUCUGCCUUCGAGGACCUCAAUAUGCAAGAGGAUACUACCAUCUAUCCAAGUCUUUCUUCGCAUGAAUGGGAUUUCAACAACUGGGAGACGGUGACUGAUGCUGCGAACUGGAGUAACAUGACAAGGGGUCUAUAGGCAUGCAUCCGAAAGCCGGACUACCACAGGAUUAAGUCGGGAUUUGAGGGAGGGAAACAUCUGGACUUUCCACCUCGUCAAAGGCCGUGGUGGGCGAAAUCUCGGGUUACAUAAGUCCUUUUCCUAUGCUCGCAUUCCUGUACUCGUAUCACGAACUCGCCG
This is a messenger RNA of Exophiala xenobiotica, 1638 nucleotides long. RefSeq lists its product as uncharacterized. Lineage: Eukaryota; Fungi; Ascomycota; Eurotiomycetes; Chaetothyriales; Herpotrichiellaceae. The record is from RefSeq and is a predicted model, not a curated record. Gene Ontology annotation, cellular component: nucleus. Gene Ontology annotation, biological process: DNA-templated transcription. Gene Ontology annotation, molecular function: DNA binding; zinc ion binding. The coding region runs from base 1 to 1476 and encodes 491 amino acids. The transcript is spliced from 2 exons.